CCCCGCCCCGCGGACAGCCAAGUGGUUCCAUCUUCAGCUGCAAUCCCCCUUUUUGUGCUGCAAAAAGCUUCAGUGUGAGCGUACUCACCUCGUAUGACCAUAGUUAGUGAGCUGGACAGCGUCUUGACUCGCAUAGAAGGGAAAUGGAGAACAAACCGUCCUCAACGGGUGACACCAAGCUGGACCAGGCUGUCAGGCAGUGGCUGCAGUUUGACAAGAACCCUAAGACGGCGUCAAUGGUGCAGGACCUGGUGAAGGAAGGAGCGGUGGAGGCUUUGAAGAAAUGUUUCUCCUCCAGGAUGGAGUUUGGUACAGCAGGUCUGAGGGCAGCUAUGGGCCCUGGUACAUCCUGUAUGAAUGACCUCACUAUCAUCCAGACCACACAGGGUUUCUGUCGCUACCUCGAGGAGAGUUUGGAUAACUUUAAGAAGCGAGGGGUGGUGAUUGGGUACGACGCCCGGGCCCAUCCUCCCAGCGGUGGCAGCAGCAAGCGCUUCGCCAGCCUGGCUGCAGCUGUGUUCAUCAGCCGAGGGGUGUCGGUCCACCUCUUCUCUGACAUCGUCCCGACACCCUUUGUGCCUUUCACAGUUUCACACCUGGGUCUGUGUGCUGGUAUCAUGGUGACCGCCUCCCACAACCCCAAACAGGACAAUGGCUACAAGGUGUACUGGGAGAAUGGAGCCCAGAUUGUGUCUCCUCAUGACAAAGGUAUCUCCAAGGCCAUAGAGGAGAACCUGGAGCCCUGGCCUGAGUCCUGGAGCACAGAAGAGGCCCUGAAGAGCCCCUUGCUCAAAGAUCCCUACCAGGACAUCCACACACAAUACUUCAAAGCCAUCCAGAAACACUGUCAUCACAGGGACAUAAACAAGAGUUCAGAGGUGAAAAUCGUGCAUACAUCUGUGCACGGCGUCGGCCACACAUUUGUCCAGUCAGCUUUCAAGGCCUUUGACCUUCACCCUCCAUAUGCUGUAAAGGAACAGAAAGAUCCAGACCCUGAAUUCCCCACCGUCAAAUACCCCAAUCCUGAGGAAGGAGAGGGAGUCCUGACACUGUCGUUUGCACUGGCAGAGAGGGAGGGGGCCGCUGUUGUGUUGGCGAAUGACCCUGAUGCGGAUCGCCUGGCCAUAGCUGAGAAGCAGGAGAGUGGACAGUGGCGGGUGUUCAGUGGUAAUGAGUUGGGAGCGUUGCUCGGCUGGUGGAUGUUCCGCUGCUGGAAACAGCAAAACUCUGAUGGUGCUGCUGUGAAAAACCUCUACAUGCUGUCGAGCACCGUUUCAUCAAAGAUACUGCGCGCCAUCGCUCUCAAGGAAGGCUUCCACUUUGAGGAAACACUUACAGGGUUCAAAUGGAUGGGAAACAGAGCCAAAGACCUUUUGGACCAGGGCAAGACUGUGCUGUUUGCCUUUGAGGAGGCCAUAGGGUAUAUGUGUAGUCCCUUUGUAUUGGACAAGGAUGGAGUGAGUGCUGCAGCCAUAGCAGGAGAGAUGAUUUCCUAUCUGGCCACGAAAAGCUCAAGCCUUUCUCAACAAGUCACGAACAUCUAUGAAGAGUACGGCUACCACAUCAGUAAGAACUCCUAUUUCAUCUGCCACGACCAGGAUGUGAUCUGCAGCAUGUUCGAGCGCCUGCGCAGCUACAGUGGCCAGAAAGACUCGUAUCCCACUGAAUGUGGUCGCUUCUCCAUCUCUGCUGUACGAGACUUGACCACAGGCUACGACAGCAACCAGCCCAGUAACAAGGCUGUUCUUCCCACCUCCAGGUCCAGUCAGAUGAUCACCUUUACCUUCUCCAACGGGGGUGUGGCCACCAUGAGGACCAGCGGCACUGAGCCAAAAAUCAAAUACUAUACUGAACUCUGUGCUGCUCCUGGUAACAGUGAUGUGACGCACCUGAAGAAGGAGCUGGAUGAACUGGUUGAUGCCAUUGUUGAAAACUUCUUCGAGCCAGAGAAGAAUAAGCUGCAGCCCAAGCCGGAGUAGCACUGAUAGACAUACGCUCAUAUACAGCACCAACUGAGACUAAUAUGUCCAACCAGCAUAUCACGUAAUGUGUUAAUUACUCCAGAAGGGAUUAUUGAUUUAAUACAGGCUUGACUUUAAUGACAAUUUUACCAAUGUGUUUUCUGCCAGUUGGACCACAGAUACUGUUACCUACUGAUGAAUCCGUCUUUAUUUGAAUCAUCUGCAGGCUUAAUGCCAAACUCUAACCUCCACUUUGAGUUUGUUUAGCCAUCAAUCUGUUUUGGGGAUGUAGAUAUGGAUCCAGAGCCAGUUUUACAUGUUUUGGAUUGAGUUUACCUCAGUGCUGGAGAUUUUAAACCAUAUUUACCAUUCUACAGUUAUUCCUGCUGUUUCACUUGUGAUGUUUAGAUGCACACUUUGCUAUAUAUUCACAAUAUAUUUACCAUUUAAGCAUCCCACACUGCUUCAGCAUCUACUGCAAAGCUGCAAACCUGAAGAGUUACAAAAGUGUGUGAGUGUAAACGAGAACUGCUGGAAGUGAUAUUGUAACUAGCUGUAACUUUAAUGAAUGUUGUAAACUGUUAAACUUCGAAUGUGUAAUAUCUUAGAUAAUAGUAAGGUAUGGCAUUGAAAGUGACCGUUGGAUAUAUUUUUUAAUUUAAAAGCUGUCAUUCCAGAGUUGCUGGUUUGUAAAAUGACCACGCCUAAAAGCUUAGAGCACCACCAAGUGGAGAUGUACAUGAUUUAUUCAAUGCACCCACUGCUCAUGACUUGAUAUGAAUAGUUAACAUUUAAAGGGACUCUUGACUAAAAAUGAAGAACCUUCCCAGUUUUUAUGUGAUGUUGACUCUAGAAAUUAGCAGCUCAUCUUCCUUGUGUGCCUCAUAUUCUUAAAUGGUGUGCUGAAAAUACAAUUCAACUCAAUAAAAACAAUUUAAAAAAA
Molecule: messenger RNA, 2904 nt
Organism: Cottoperca gobio
Lineage: Eukaryota; Metazoa; Chordata; Actinopteri; Perciformes; Bovichtidae
Gene: pgm2
Product: phosphoglucomutase 2
Exons: 13
Coding region: 144-1979 (611 amino acids)
Biological process (GO): purine ribonucleoside salvage; carbohydrate metabolic process
Cellular component (GO): nucleus
Molecular function (GO): phosphopentomutase activity; magnesium ion binding
Source: RefSeq, a predicted model, not a curated record